AUUCUACCAAUGUGAUUGGCUGGCAAAGGCAUCGCGCAUCACGCCACAAGUGCUUCACUCACUCGCGAUGACGGUAUCUCGACUCGAGCAGGCUUGGGAACGGAAAGGAGCACCUUACACACUGGCCUGCUUUACGUGAAAUGUGGGAAGAUCGCAGUGCCCGGCUGAGCCCUUGCCUUUCUCUGCGAGUGCGCGCUUCAUUGGGAGACGUUAUAAAAGAAGGUGUCGUAUUGUUUUCUUUCACAUUAGUACAACUAUUUAACAUGGUAUGCUGAUCCGUUAUAUAGUUGUGCAUUACAUGUAGCUGUCAUUAUUUAUUGCAGUGUCAUCAAAAGUGUAAAGGAGAGUAUCUGCGUUACUAUGCCAUCGGUAUUUUCAUCUGUGUCAUCAGUUGCAUGUACGGUUUUAGCAGCUAGUUGCUUCCUAUAUAUUUUGACAUGUCUUGCACCACCUGUUUCAACAGGAAAAGAGAAUCGACUAAGAUUUCCCAGCAAUCUCAGAGAGCUUCAGCAACUGGCUGAACUUUUACAAUUAUAUUACAGCAGCAAUUCCCUCUACGUAUUAGUGCUCUUCAGCAGCGCAUACCUGUAUAAGCAAGCAUUUAUCAUACCAGGAUCUGCAUUACUGGCAAGUGGAGAAAAAUUCACACCAGAUGAUCUAUUUUUUACUGUUCCUGAGAUUGUUUCCUAUGACUCCAAACUGGCUCUUAAAUUUGAUAUCACCUAUAGUACAAAUACCACUACAUCUCUUCUUCUUUACUGUUCUUAUUGAAGCCCUAUCAGAUGUCUGAUGCCUUACAACUUUAUGUGCGUUCAAGCUGGGGAAAUGCUGGCCUCGCUUCGAUCAUUAGACCUCAUUUUUAACUUCCAGACUGUGAUAAAAUUAGCUGGAUUUGCUUUAGUAGCCCUUCUUCCUAGCUUUGUAAUAAAAAAAACUGUGGUUGUGGGUAGUUGAGGAAUUAAUGAUUUUAGUCUGUGUACCUGAUAAAUGCAGAUUGGUUGAUUAUUGUAGUGACCCUUGGCACAUGUGAUUGAUAAUAGUAUGUUUCUGAAUGGUGUUCAUUUUAGAGCAUGCUUCAUGUUUGCCAUUAAGGAUACAUUCCUCUUGUUAUGUUUUGAUAAUUUUAUUGUCCCUUUCAAAGCACAUUGAGAGUGAUUCCAUAAUUUAAUUUAGAUGUAUUGUAAUAACCAUAUUUUUAUGCUUUUAUAAUGUAAUGACUAGCUGAACAUAUGUUCCUGUCAUUGAGUAGUACAAUAUCCAAAUAAUUCUGGGGGUAAACUUAUGUCUGGAAUAGUGGCUAAAGGACUUGGUGAAAGAAAACUUCAGACAAUAUAUACUGUGUAAGAACAUUGUGUCUAUAUAGUUAUAAUUAUUAUUUACCAUAAUUUAUAUGAAGUCAGAUGUAUUUAUACAUAAUGCAACAAAAAUAAAUGAAUACUGUAAAGUUCUUUAAAUUUAUUGUUCAAUAUUCACAAUUAUAAUUGCAAGGGAUUCAUUUUUGUUAUUGUGUACAUGUGUAUAUUCAGUAUUGUAACGAUCACUCUGACAGGGACAGUGUCAAGUGUGCUCAGCAGGAGUUGCGAACAACUACCUUCAACACCAAUCUUCAACAGCAGCUGAAGAUUUCUAAGGAAUAACUUCCUAUGGUGCCGAGACUUAUCUUCAGGAUCUGGGUCUCUCAGAGUUAAAUUUUCCAUGUGAUUGGUAUCAGAUGUGCUCAACUUACUCUACUGAAUAAAAUUGCAAAAAGUUCCUUCAAUGUAGUUCCUGAAGGGAGCACACAUUUAUUUCUGAAAUUCUUGCUCCAACUACUACUACAAUGUUAGACACUUUUUUAUGUGAAUUUU
Molecule: messenger RNA, 1847 nt
Organism: Gryllus bimaculatus (two-spotted cricket)
Lineage: Eukaryota; Metazoa; Arthropoda; Insecta; Orthoptera; Gryllidae
Source: the annotation of a GenBank genome assembly